Messenger RNA from Porites evermanni, 1199 nucleotides. The record is from the annotation of a GenBank genome assembly. Lineage: Eukaryota; Metazoa; Cnidaria; Anthozoa; Scleractinia; Poritidae.
AUGUAAGACUAGCUGUCAUACAUCUGAUGAUCAGAUGGCUUCCGACAAUAAUUCAGUCUUUGAAUUUUAGCAUAUUUGGAAUAUUUAGAAUAUUUCACUCCACUGUUAGUAAUAUCACUUUGCCCACUUGAAUGAACUUUACUUUUCCCAUUGAAGUUCUUUUCCUGCCCUUACAUUAAAAAUUGUUGACAUCACCAGUUGCAUCAAUUUUUUCCAAAAAAGGGCAUGGUGAAUCAUGUUGACAGUUUUGCGUAUCACUAUUAUCAAAGACCGAUAUGGGACUGAAAAAAUGAGUAAUAUAAAAGAUUAACAUUAAAUGCUCAAACUUUGCACACAAACUAAUUUGCGGGACUUAAUGAUGUUUUCAAUAUUGCACAACUUAGACUUCAUAUUGUUUCGACUAUAUGUCUACAAAUAAGCCAAAACUAUAUUAAUCUUUUGGUUUACUUUUUGUAGGGCUGAAAAGCGGGAUUACUACUACAGGCAAGUGGUCAGUGUCCACCAACCCGACGAUUUACUUUCUGCUGUAUAUGAUGGGAUGCAUAUAGAGAAGACCAAGCUCCCACGAUAUUCAAAAAAUGCAGCAAAAGAUCUUGAAUCUAUCCAAAGGAUUCCUUGUAGCCUUCUGGGUUUUAUUUGCCAUCGACAAGGUACGAAGUGUAUUUACAGGAUAAGUGAAAUUAGAAAUAAGGGAGAUUAUUGUUUGCAUUUUUUAUAUAUUUUUGCUGAAAUCCUAGUUCUUUACAAAUAUUGUCCCUGCAAGCUCACUCACUUUCUUUUUGAAGGGCAGUUUUGGAGCCUGUUGAUCUUUGUUCAGAUCCCCACAAACACGAAUCAAAAGCACAAUACAAAAUCUAUUUUUGCAUGAGCCGAAUACUAAUUCAUCCAUACAUGAAGUCCAUUUUUGAUUUCUCAUUACAGCAAUUAGAAACUUCCUUUGGACAGUGUUAGAUAGAUGUUAUACAUGUAAAUCAUCAAUGCAUUAACAUUGAUGUUAGUGUUCUUGACUUGUCUUUAAAGGAUCAAAUGACCAGAUUAAACAAGGGACGGGAUUUCUCAACCUGGGGUGCUACAGCGAGAAUGCCAACUAUAUUUUAAGUGCUUUGGUCCACUUACUUCCGAAUCCUGCUUCAACACCUGGGACCUUUUCCAGAAAUCUAAGCCUCCAAUUUGACAAUGCCUUGAACAACAAGUGCUCG